AUGAGGUCCACAGAAGCAACAUUGAACAUUGGCAGCGUUAACGUGGCACUGGAAACAGUCCUGGAGUUCGAGAAGAAGGACAUCCCGUCCGACGUCAAGGUCCUCGACAGAGUCCAGAAGUUUCUGGCCAGAGUACGAAGCAUCCUGAACGAGUCUAUGGAUACUAGGAGAUCAGAUAGAAGGGACAGAAUAAAGUUCACCGAUUUUGUCGAAAAUGCAUUGAUUAUAUUGAGGUCAUUCUCUGACGAGGACCUGGAGGAGCUUGUGGUGGUGGUCGACGACGAGCUGAGGAAGUACCACUACAAGGGCUGCAAGUUCUACGAGCUGGUACAGAACGAUGACCUCAGGAGCUACGUCACCACCAACCUGGAGCUGAUGCGGGCGACUCCUGCCAAACAUCUCAAAACAUAUAUCGCCAAUGCGCAGAAGAAACUCCAGAACAAGUCUUUCAACGACGAGGAGAAUGCUUUCAUCGAGUACAUCAACUCUCUGUACAGUGGAAACACUUCGGAGACCAUGUACAACAUCUUGCAGAACCUCCAGCAGUACAACACUGCUUCCAAACGAAGCACCACAGGCCUCCAGAAGAUAGUCAAGGACGCUAUCAGGUCCGUUGUCUUCGACCACUACUCCAACCUCAACGUCAACGCUAGGAGAGACUUGAGAAUCAAAGUGGCCACGUACUUAAUAGACUAUUAUGCUAAAGAUAAAAAAAUGAAUUCGACUAUCGUCAGAUUUAGUACUGAGAAAGUUGAUUAUGAAGCUGUUACUCCCGUGACGCCUGAUAGAAAUUUAGUUGAGACGUUGAAGAACAAGUUAUCACCCUUCAGAGAGUUGACAAAUGAGUCGGUAACGAAUUUGGUCGCUGAAGCAAAGACGCCGUAUAGGCCUAUCAUGACUUUGUUCCCUGAAGACAUAACGAUGGAAUCGAAGCCUUUAAAGAAAAGGAAAAAGAGGGGGAAGAGGAAAAUGACGUCUCCGAUGCCAAUGCAAACGUUGUGGGAGGAAGAAAACGCUGCCAGGAAGAAGUCUGUCGAAGACCAGCCUAAAACCAAGAAGACCAAACAACCCAAGGUCCAUCGGAAAGAUAAAAAGAAGCCUCUGAAAGAGAUAAAGAUAUUUUCAGAGCAGAACGCGAUUAUAAACGUUGGAAGCACCAAAUUACCUGCUACUGGUGCUUCUGUUAGCAAAAAGAAAAAGCACAAACACAGGCACAGACAUGGUAAGAGGCAUAAGUCUAAGAAAAUCAGAGCUUCUACCGACAAAACAACUGCGGAAUCUAAAGUAUCUACUGAAAAGAAGAGUACAAUAAAAAUGAAAACAUCCAAAGAAAAGACAGCUUCUAAAGAGGACUUAAUUGAAAAGACCACUAAAGUCCAACCCAUUCGUAAAGCUAUCGACAAAUCCGUGGACAUAGAUGGAUUGUCUAUCGAAAUGUUCCCAAGACGGUUUUUGUCUGACAAACAUAAAGCGGUACUUAGCAAACGAUCACAAAUACGAAGAGACGAGCUUAGAUUGAAACGGAGGUCCAGAAAUAUUACUUUAUCGAGGUUUUUGACGACCAAACAUGCUAAAUUGAAGCGACGGUUCAAAACGAUCACCCGUCGUGUUUCAACUCCAUCCACAACUGACACUAACUUUAUAUUAAAAAAGAUAAAUAAUUUAGAAAAAGAAUUAGAAAAUGUUAAACACAGAAUGUAUGAAAGUACCAGUACAACUGGAGUCACUGUGACAACUGAUUUGCCACUCUGGGAACGUAAUCGGGAGAAAUUAAAAACAACGAAUAGGGUCACGACGUCUACAACAGAACCUUCGGAUUCCGAAGAAGUAACAGAGAAAAGUGUAACAGUUACAAAAGCCACCCCUAAAACGUUUACAACUGCUCCUGCUAGCAAGGUUACAGCACCUAUUACAAAAAAGAUCACAAUUACCCUUCCAAGAAACGGUACUUUAGCAAAUAUCUCUGUUCCAUCAACUACUGUUGCUUCUUCAACAAAACUGACUACAAAUUCAACUUUGACUACACCGACUCCGACCACUGUACCUCCUACUACAACAACACCAAUGAUUGCAACUAUAGUAUUCAGAUCAUCUGACAACUCCACAUUUCUACCGGUAAUCUUACACAAAAACGAAACGAUAGCUAAACAACUAAAACCAGUUAUAGAAUUCGCUGAAAACGAAGAUAUUAAUGAGGUAACAGACAAUUUAAUUACAAAACAAAACGAAUUUAAGUACAAUGAAACAGAGAUCCUAAAGAAAGGAAAAGUAAAAUUUGAAAUCAAAGAAAAGAAAGAUGCCAAUCUAUCUUUAUACAGUAAGAAUACAACCAGAAAGGAUCUUAAAUCUACUUUGAAGGAAACAGUUAAGAAAACUACUUCAAAACAAGAAGUCCAAACUCUACCCUUCUUUAGUCUGCAUAAAACGGUAAACAAUUUGACACAGAAUGAUAAUAUAAAGUCCAAUAUUAAGCUACUGAAUAAAACAAGGAUAUUGAACUUUUCAAGCCCUGACUGUGACGCACCUGGAGCCUAA
Messenger RNA from Pectinophora gossypiella (pink bollworm), 2535 nucleotides. RefSeq lists its product as uncharacterized. NCBI's taxonomy places the organism in Eukaryota, Metazoa, Arthropoda, Insecta, Lepidoptera, Gelechiidae. The record is from RefSeq and is a predicted model, not a curated record. The transcript is spliced from 6 exons. The coding region runs from base 1 to 2535 and encodes 844 amino acids.